AUGAAUCACGGCACCGAGAAUCCGGCUCAUUAUCGCACAGGAGGACCCGGAUUCAACGCCGUGGAUAUUGGUCAUUUCAACCUCAAUCUAUGGAACGUUUAUCUCCAAGAUUAUGUGGAUGGACAGCAUGUGAGGGGCAUCAUGUUGAAGGUUGGUUCUUUUCGACGAGCGGUUAAAGUCCAACGACGUCAGGAUGAAAGAUAUCAUCGUCAAUUUCAUAAAACACGAGACGUCAAAUCGCGUGCGCCGGAACAAUUAUACGCGUCUGAUAUGAGAGGUAUGAGACCAUGGCUAAAAAAUAGCCGAGGCGAUGAUCGGCCCGGGAGAGGCAAUAAACUAAAAUCAGUUACCUACUCAUCGAGAACAAACGUCUGGCAAGUAGGACUGAUAAUGUUUUGUAUCAUCCAUAUGACCAAGGAGGUGGAUCGGGACAACGUGGAACGAAUUUGGGAUCGUAGUACGGGGCGUCUAGCAACUGGAAAAUAUUGUAAAGGAGAGUAG
Sclerotinia trifoliorum is the source of this 501-nucleotide messenger RNA. The record is from the annotation of a GenBank genome assembly. Lineage: Eukaryota; Fungi; Ascomycota; Leotiomycetes; Helotiales; Sclerotiniaceae.